Messenger RNA from Nematolebias whitei (Rio pearlfish), 2034 nucleotides. RefSeq names its product O-acyltransferase like (gene oacyl). The transcript is spliced from 15 exons. The record is from RefSeq and is a predicted model, not a curated record. Lineage: Eukaryota; Metazoa; Chordata; Actinopteri; Cyprinodontiformes; Rivulidae. Gene Ontology annotation, molecular function: acyltransferase activity, transferring groups other than amino-acyl groups. The coding region runs from base 1 to 2034 and encodes 677 amino acids.
AUGGCCCCUGGCUGGGUUGUCUUGUUUCUGUUAGUGGGAGUCUGUGGGGCGCUAGAAAACCUGCAGACCUGCAAUUCAUCGCAAAGAUGCAUGAAGGACAUCAACACGUUCCUCUGGGAGAUUAACCAAGACAAACCAAAGGAAUAUGCUGUUCUCAUGUACGAUGCAUUUGGAAAAAUGGGCAGCAAUGUUGAAGGAGGCAACGUCAACCAGCCCGGUCUGCUGCAGCAGUGCCGCUCCGCCGUCGGUCCCGGCUUCUCUGGACAGUACUGCCAGGUGUUCCUGAAGCAGGGGGCACUCCAUUAUUUUGUGGGUGUUUGCGUUCCUGACUCCUGUGGGGAAGAGGAUGUAAAAACACUGGUAUUGGACGGCAGACUUCAGUUUCAUUCGAUGUCCCUCGUUCCUCCUUUACCUUCCAUCCUGAGCAACACGUCCGCUCAGGAGAUGAUCAUGUCUCACUGUUUGCCCGACGCACCUGAGCCUGAAACAUCUGGUGUUGCCUGCAUGUUUGUGUGUUGCGUGAUGCUAGCCGUCCCUCUUGCAGCCACCCUUUUCACAGCCGUAACAAGAUCAGAAUGGAGCAGAACGGAUCCUACAGCUGAGUUUCCUCCUUUAAACAGUGGCCUUAACUUCUAUGGCACUCCCAGGAUCAACGGCCUGUCCAGCAGCGAAAGAAAAGGCAGCACAUCAGAAGAAAACAACCGCCUCAGCUCUGCUCGGUGGUGUAUUUCUCAACGCUCUGUGCACGAAUGCCUUCAGGCGUUCUCGCUACAGCGUACCUGCAGGAGGGUCUUCGGCUCCUCAUCCUCGAUCCCACCUAGAAGCUACUCUUCGCUCAAUGGCAUACGUGUCCUCAGCCUGCUGUGGAUCAUCUGUGGCCACUCCACACAGUUCCUCGUCAUUAGCAACCUGGAUAACUACAAAACUUGGAGACAAACAGUUGAAAACAGUCCAGUAUAUAUAUUUACCAUCAGUGGGCCUGUUUUCCUCGCUGUGGACUCCUUCUUAUUACUGGGGGGUCUGCUCAGUGCCAGGUCUCUGCUGAAGUCUAUCGACAAGGCUGAAGACAAACUGACCCUCGGUCUGGUUGCAAACUAUCUCUUCAAGAGGAUUAAAAGGAUUCAGCCUUUGCAUCUGUUCACUAUGUGUCUAACUAUCAGCCUCAUCUCUUUGCUCCAAUGGGGCCCCUACUGGUUCCCAUCUAUGGCUUCAAUGAUGGAUUGUAAAACGUAUUGGUGGGCUAACCUGCUGCUGAUCAGCAAUCUUCUCCCAGUCCAUGAGAUAUGCGUUCCUUGGACUUGGUACUUGUCUUUAGACUUCCAGUGUUACGCCACCACUCCUCUGUUGGUCUAUUUUUAUAGACUCAAAAGGAAUGUGUUUGCAGUUGUAGUGGGAGGCCUUCUGCUGAUGUCCACGGUGGCCAGUGCUGUCACUACUGCACACCUCCACCUGCCAGUCUUCCAGCCGUCUACAAUGACAUCAGAAAACUAUGUUUUGUAUUACUAUGUGAAACCCUACACGAGAUAUGGACCAUUUCUAAUAGGGAUAUUGACAGGAAUUUACCUGUCAGCAAAGAAAGAUCAGCUGUUAAAGCACAAGUGGCAGGCAGCACUUGGUUGGUUCUGCUGUUUGUCACUGAUGGCCUCACUGGUUGGAUUUGCCUACCUCCUAAAGGAGACCCCCACCUACCCAUCACUGCCUCGCGCUGUGUAUCAGGGGCUCCACAGGCCGGUCUGGGCCCUGACUGUCACUUGGAUCAUACUGGCCUGUGAGGACGGCUACGGAGGUUUUAUCAAUAAGUUUUUAUCCUUUAGUUUCUGGGUUCCUGUUUCCAACAUUAGCUUUGCCUGCUACCUAAUACAUCCUGUCUUCAUCAUCCUCUACAACGGCCUGCAGGAGACCCCGAUCCACUACACUGACAUCAACUUUAUGUACCUGUUCCUCGGCCACCUGGUGCUGACACUGGUGGUGAGCUGUGCUCUCACGGUGUUGGUGGAGAAGCCCUUCCUUUUCCUGAAACGAAGCAGCAAGUAG